Messenger RNA from Endocarpon pusillum Z07020, 588 nucleotides. Its product is annotated as D-tyrosyl-tRNA(Tyr) deacylase. Gene Ontology annotation, biological process: tRNA metabolic process. Lineage: Eukaryota; Fungi; Ascomycota; Eurotiomycetes; Verrucariales; Verrucariaceae. The coding region runs from base 1 to 588 and encodes 195 amino acids. The transcript has 4 exons. Gene Ontology annotation, cellular component: cytoplasm. Gene Ontology annotation, molecular function: D-tyrosyl-tRNA(Tyr) deacylase activity. The record is from RefSeq and is a predicted model, not a curated record.
AUGUUCCAAGCUAUCCUUCAGCGGGUUGCCUCUGCAUCUGUAUCUGUCGACAAGAAGCUUAUUUCAUCAAUUGAGAGGGGCAUUCUUGUCUUUGCAGCGAUUGGUCCGGAUGACACGAAGAAGGAUGCAGAAUCCAUGGCUUCGAAAGUCCUCAAAAUGAAAAUGUGGCCAGACGAAACAGGUUCUAAACAAUGGAAACGAAGCGUGCAAGACAUUGACGGAGAAAUACUCUGUGUAUCCCAAUUCACACUUCUUGCAAAUACGCGCAAGGGCCACAAACCGGACUUUCAUGGUGCGGCAAAACCAGAAGAGGCGAGGUUGCUUUACGAUCAUUUCGUGUCGAAGAUACAGAACCUCUACUUGGCCGAGAAAGUCAAAAACGGUGUCUUUCAGGCCAUGAUGGAAGUUGGUCUUGUCAACGAUGGACCCGUAGGUGUAAAUUACCGCAGCGAGCAUGGCGCUGUGACUCUGGAAAUAGACACAAACCCUCCAAAGAAAGAAAAACAAUCAGAUGAUGCAAAUCCCCAGAAUGGCAAUGCUAUCCCAGACAGCACCGCCGGUUGUUUGCCGCAAGAACUUCUAGGUUGA